AUUUCACCUUAUUCUGCAGAUUAUCCUUGUUUGAAAGUUGAUAUUCGCGAUGACGUUGUCAAAUCCUAUGGGACUCCUUGGUGAUGGGGACCGGACACAUCGUCGGCAGCCAUCUUCGGAUGCGACGCAAUUCAAGGCGCUCACGCAAAUGGAUGCCGUGCACCGCUUGGAACACGAACUCCAGAAAUUGCUUGAAACUGCAAAGCCAGAGGAAAAACCUUUGAUCCAGAAGGAGUAUGAGGGAUUUUCGAAGAUCUUCACGAGGUUUUUGAGCGAGUCCAGCUCGGCUAUUAGUUGGGAGCGGAUCGAGCGGGUGUCGGAAGAAACUAUUAUUGAUUACGGAAGUUUGCAUUCCCCGGAUUCGUCAAAAAUCCGCGACAUGUUGAACAAGGUGAUCGUGGUGAAAUUGAAUGGUGGCCUAGGAACGUCCAUGGGAUGCAAAGGACCCAAGUCGGUGAUCCCUGUCCGAUCAGAACUGACCUUCUUGGAUCUCACUGUACAACAAAUUGAGUUUCUCAACAAGACGUAUGGAGCGAAUGUCCCGUUGGUGUUGAUGAACUCUUUCAACACGGACGACGAUACCGAGAAAGUGCUGCGGAAAUACAAAAACUUAAACGUGACUAUCAAGUCGUUUAUGCAAAGCCGGUAUCCGAGGAUUAACAAGGAAUCGCUCAUGCCAGUCGCCAAAACCUGCAACACUGACGACAACCAGGAAGCAUGGUAUCCACCGGGACACGGGGAUUUCUACGAGUCCUUUUACAACUCUGGGCUGUUGAGCGAGUUUCUCGCGGAAGGCAGAGAAUUUUGCUUCAUCUCCAACAUUGACAAUUUGGGCGCCACGGUGGACCUGAACAUCAUGAACUUUUUCUGCCAGUCCGAAGAUCCGAAUGCACCUGAAUUUCUCAUGGAGCUCACUGAUAAAACGAGGGCCGACGUCAAGGCAGGUAUUUUGAAUGCUGAGAUCAUAGUGAAUCACAAGAGCUUGGCGCAUGGAAUGAACGUCAUCCAGUUGGAGACUGCUGUCGGUUCAGCCAUGAAAUGCUUUGAAAAGGGAUUAGGUGUGAAUGUGCCUCGGUCUCGGUUCCUGCCAGUGAAGAAGUCGCAGGACUUGCUGUUGGUGAUGAGCAAUUUGUACAGUCUUCGGAAUGGGUCCUUGGCCAUGAGUCCCCUGAGGAUGUUCCCUGGAACCCCGCUCAUUAAACUGGGCACGAGUUUCGACAAUGUGCGGGAAUUUUUGCGUCGUUUCGAGACUAUCCCGGACGUGCUGGAGUUGGAUCAUCUCACUGUGUCGGGCGAUGUCAAUUUCGGACGACACGUUCAUUUGAAGGGUCUGAUAUUCCUGCAAGAUGAUGUUCGGGGCCCAUGCUUGUAUUCCCACCGCUCCGAAAGGGGGCGGGGAGUGCCCAAGGUUGUGGCGAACGUCGCUUCCAUGUUAGGUGGAUGGAAACCAGUGCCCCAACUGCGUAUUAGUGAUCAACUGUCGAAAUAUUUGAAUCCGUUAUGCGAAACUGUGGAAUUCGCGUACGGUUACAUAAUUGGUCCUCAAAGCAGUAGAUGUAACGAUAAAGCACUGCUUGCGAGCUUCGGGAUUCAUGGCAAACGAUUAUUCCGACAGGAUUACGUUGAAUUCUCAUUACGUGAAGUCAUGAAAUACAGUCGCUGUCGCGAUCACGUAAUCAUUGAUUCCGAUUCGAACUGCGAAACCAUGAGUCGUGUCUACAUUGGUGGUCUUCACGGAAAAACGCGAGAGCGUGAUGUCGAGAAAUUCUUCCACAAGUACGGACGCCUGAGGGAGAUCCUUCUGAAGAACGGAUACGGCUUUGUUGAGUUCGACGAAAAGCGUGACGCGGAAGAUGCGUGCCACGACUUGGAUGGGAAAGAGCUCCUUGGCGAAAGAUUGCGCGUCGAAAUGGCGAGAGGUGGUCGCAAACGUGGAACCUUUCGCGGUGGACGAUCUUUUGGUGGUGGUGGUGGACGUGGUGGUCGCGACUCGAACAACUCCAGACGGAAUGACAGGUUUGGGCCCUCGACCAGGACGGAUUAUCGCUUGUACAUCGACAACUUGAGCAGCAACACUAGCUGGCAGGAUCUCAAGGACAUCAUGAGGAAAGGUGGAGAGGUGACUUAUGCGGACAAACAGGGUAGUCGUGAAGGUGUGGUUGAGUUCGCGAGCAAGUCGGACAUGAAGAACGCGCUGAAGCUUUGCGACGGGAUGGACGUGGACGGAAGGAGGAUUCGCGUGACCGAAGGCGGAGGGUCCCGAAGGUCUCGUUCCCGCUCCGAUUCCCGCUCCAGAUCUCCUUCUCACUCCCGUUCUUCGUCUCCCGAGGCCAGCAAGAAGAAGAACGAUUCUUCUCCGAGUCGGGAAAGAGAGUCUCGCUCGCGAUCCAGUGAGAGAGAGAGAGGAGUGACACCUGGCGGUGGGAAGGCAUUUGCGGGGUUCAUUUUACUCGACUUCUUAGCGCCUGGGAAAUUGGGGAAGAUGGCGGAUUUGGCAGCGCGAAGUCCGGAUUAUGUGGCGUUGUUGACGUCGCUGGUGCUGAUGGGGAGUUCUGCGGUGUUUUUGCAAGCGUGUGGAUCCGUGCCUGGGGACGAGGAUUUCCAUCUGGAAGUGAGAAGCUUUGCAAAUGUGUGGUUUGGAAGUUGCGCGAUCGCUGGGUUUUGUAACAGUCUUGCAUUUGGAGUGAAGAGUUUGCCAGGACCGAUGAGGUACUUUUUUGGGCUGAUCGCUUACCACUGUGGAUCUAUUGGGUUCCCUUGCUUUGCUGCUGAGAUCUGCAGGAUGUACAAGCUGAUGAUGGCUCACAAGGCCAUGCUCAUGAUGAUCCCAUUUCUCAUUAUUGGUUACUGGUCUCCCAAGUAUUUCUACAAGGUGACAUAUUGUAGCUUAUUAUUUGUGGGUAUCAUCAUCCACUUGAUUGGGAUGAUUGGCUUGGCAAGAGGCAAUGAACCACUAUUGGUGGGAACUGUAGCUUUGGCACUGGGACUGACCAUCAUAGGCAGAGAUGGAGCCCUGAGGACACCAUUCCUGGUGACAGACAGAGGCUUCUACUACCCCUGCUUGGUGUUUGCCAACUACCUGUUCCUGAAUGCUGUGAUGAAUGGCAAGAUGCCAUUUGAGCUCCCUGGAGGCAUUGGCAGGAGGAGGCAUCAUGAUGAUGAUGAUUACUAUUAA
Notodromas monacha is the source of this 3175-nucleotide messenger RNA. NCBI's taxonomy places the organism in Eukaryota, Metazoa, Arthropoda, Ostracoda, Podocopida, Cyprididae. The record is from the annotation of a GenBank genome assembly.